Messenger RNA from Leptonychotes weddellii (Weddell seal), 3741 nucleotides. The record is from RefSeq and is a predicted model, not a curated record. NCBI's taxonomy places the organism in Eukaryota, Metazoa, Chordata, Mammalia, Carnivora, Phocidae.
GCGGCGCUGCUGCUGCUGGUGCUGAUGUGGGCGCGGGGGGCCCGGGGCCAGGGCGACCCCCAGCGGGGCGCCAUCCUGGGCAUGAGGCUGGCGAGCUGCAACAAAUCGUGUGGGAUGAACGCGGAUGGCAUCAUCUUCGUGUCCGAAGGCAGCACGGUGAACCUGAGGCUGUACGGCCAGAGGCUGGGCUCCAUCUCCAGCAACCUGAUCUCCUUCACCGAGGUGGACAACUCCGAGGCCAUCCACAACUCCACCAACUGUCCCGAGCUCACCAAGGACCUGGUCGUCCAGCAGCUGGUCAACGUGAGCCGCGGGAACACGUCCGGGAUGCUGGUGGUGCUCACUAAGUUCCUCCGGAGGAGCGAGAACAUGAAGCUGUAUGCAUUGUGCACCCGGGCCGGGGUGGAUGGGCCCUGGCAGAGGUGGACCGAUAAGGACUCGCUGCUCUUCAUGGUAGAGGAGGCUGGGAGGUUCCUGCCCCUCUGGCUGCACAUCCUCCUCAUUAUGGUGCUGCUGGUGCUGUCGGGCAUAUUUUCUGGCCUCAACCUGGGGCUUAUGGCCCUGGACCCUAUGGAGCUGCGCAUCGUGCAGAACUGUGGCACCCAGAAGGAGAGGCGCUAUGCCCGCAAGAUCGAGCCCAUCCGGCGCAAGGGCAACUACUUACUCUGCUCGCUGCUUCUGGGAAACGUGCUGGUCAACACGUCCCUCACCAUCCUUCUAGACAACCUCAUUGGGUCUGGGCUCAUGGCGGUGGCUUCUUCCACCAUUGGCAUUGUCAUCUUUGGGGAGAUCGUACCUCAGGCCUUGUGCUCCCGACACGGCCUGGCUGUGGGUGCCAACACUAUCAUUCUCACCAAAUUCUUUAUGCUAGUCACCUUCCCCCUCAGUUUCCCCAUCAGCAAGCUCCUGGAUUUUGUUUUGGGCCAGGAGAUUCGCACCGUUUACAACCGGGAGAAGCUGAUGGAGAUGUUGAAGGUAACGGAGCCCUAUAACGACCUGGUGAAAGAGGAGCUAAAUAUGAUCCAGGGUGCCCUGGAGCUACGGACCAAAACCGUGGAGGAUAUCAUGACCCAGCUCCAAGACUGCUUCAUGAUCCGCAGCGAUGCCAUCCUGGACUUCAAUACCAUGUCAGAGAUCAUGGAGAGCGGCUAUACCCGCAUCCCCGUGUUUGAAGACGAGCAGUCCAAUAUUGUAGAUAUUCUCUAUGUCAAAGACUUGGCCUUCGUGGACCCUGAUGACUGCACCCCCCUCAAGACCAUCACCCGCUUCUAUAACCACCCAGUGCAUUUCGUCUUCCAUGACACCAAGUUGGAUGCCAUGCUGGAGGAGUUCAAGAAGGGGAAGUCCCACCUGGCCAUCGUGCAGAAGGUGAACAACGAGGGUGAAGGUGACCCCUUCUACGAGGUGCUGGGCCUGGUCACCCUGGAGGACGUCAUUGAGGAGAUCAUCAAGUCUGAGAUCCUGGACGAGUCUGAGGACUACCGAGAUGCCGCCGUGCGGAAGAAGCCUGCUCCUCUGAGUGCCCCCCUCAGGCCGAAAGAGGAAUUCUCCCUGUUCAAGGUGUCUGACGAUGAACAUAAAGUGAAAAUCUCGCCUCAGCUGCUCUUGGCCACCCAGCGCUUCCUGUCCCGAGAGGUGGAUGUAUUCAGCCCCCUGCGAAUCUCCGAGAAGGUCCUGCUGCACCUGCUGAAGCAUCCCAGCGUCAACCAGGAAGUGAGGUUUGACGAGAGCAACCGUCUGGCUGCACACCAUUAUCUGUACCAGCGCAGCCAGCCAGUGGACUAUUUCAUUCUCAUCCUGCAGGGCAGAGUUGAGGUGGAGAUCGGGAAAGAGGGCCUGAAGUUUGAGAAUGGGGCCUUCACCUACUAUGGAGUGUCUGCCCUGACAGCACCAUCCUCAGUUCACCAGUCCCCGGUGUCCUCGCUCCAGUCCAUCCGCCACGACCUGCAGCCCGAGCCAGCCGACGGUGCCCGCUUGCGUGCGUACUGUCCUGACUACACCGUGAGGGCCCUCUCCGACCUGCAGCUCAUUAAGGUCACGCGGCUGCAGUACCUCAAUGCACUCCUGGCUACACGAGCCCAGAACCUGCCACAGUCCCCGGAGAACGCAGACCUCCAGGUCAUCCCAGGCAGCCAGACCAGGCUCCUCGGUGACAAGACAGCCACGGCAGCAGGGCCCAACCACAGCAGACCCGGCCUCCCAGCGGAGGAGAGCCCUGGGCGGAACCCAGGGGUUUAACUGCUUGCCAGGCAGCCCCAGCUCUGGGGAAUGGACAAGCACGUGGGGAACUGGAGAGCCGAGGAGUAGCUUGUCAGCCUGUCCCCAUCCCCUGCAGGCCACGUUUUAGAUGGCCCUUAUAGAUGUGGGUCCUGGGCUGUCCUCAGAACCAGACCUCAGUGCCGGGAGCCUUCAGCGGGUCCUGCCCUCCUUUAGGAAAUGGGGGUCAGUUGGGGCACAGCCCUCUAGGCCUGCUUCUGAAGGGAAUGAAAAGACACUGUCAUCUGUGGUCCCCAGGACCCAGCCUUCUCCCUGUGACAGUGCAGUGUAUUUAUACCUCUUUGGGCCAAGCCAUGAUGUGAGUGCACGAUUACUGCCUUUACGUGGCCGUGACCUGUACUCGCUUCGCUUUUAAUUUGCCAACCUGCUGCUGCUGGCGGCACUUUGAGCAAACCGGGAGCACUAGUUGGGGCUGGGGGGUUCACAUCCUUGGCCGUAGCCACAGUGAACGAUUUGGCUUCCCUUACAGUGCCGUGUUUCAGAGCACGUGCCCCAGCCUGCCCCAUGUGCCAGACCUCAAACUCGAUGACCCACCGGUAUGCGCCACUGUCCUGCUCCCUCCUGUGGAGGUCGCUUCUCUGAGCCCUGUGCUCAGAGCCCUGCGCGAGAGAGCUGGCCCCCAGUGGCACUGAGGAGGCCUGCUCCUUCUGCUUCUCUGCCUGUCUUGCCUAGGUGCUUCUAAUGGUAUCAUCACUUAGUGUGUUUGAAGAAGAGAGGUCACCCGUGGGAGGAAGGGGUGUGCUGCCCCUAACCCUUUCUCAGUUGCUGGAUCCCAGGGAGAGGAUCCAGCCGUUAGAUCUACUUUGUACCUUCUUCCUAGGCCUCCAUGGAGAGCUGGCUGGCUGUCAUUUGCACAGAGAGAGUCAGGGGAGGGAAGAGUUGGUUAUGGAGCAGGUAGAACCUCAUCCCCUUCCUUUAAAAAAAACCAAAACCCGUCAGUUUUUCUUGUAUCUCUGAAACAUUUCAGCUCUUUGCUUUUUUGCUGUUCUUAGCUAUGGGGUUUUAGAGAAUUGGGAACAAGAAGGCAUUUAUGUUUUUCUUCUGACUUACCCAUUUUUACCUUCUACAGUUCUUCAACUAUGCAGAAACAGGGGCGUCACAGACACGUAGGAUUGCAGAUUGGAUAGGGAGGGAGGAGGAUUUCUGGAACCUUUCUCAAAGGAAUUUGGGUCCCUUACCUGGGACCGGUGGGGAUGAAGGCCAAAGAACAAUGGCAUGCUUGCUUAGAAACUUCUCAAGGAAUUCUAAGAGCAAACCCGGGUGGGAAGCAUACUUUAUAAUCAUCUCUCUCCAGAACAGUGGUUCUUAACCUUGGCUGCAGGUUAGAAUCACCUGGCAAAUUGAAAAAUACUGAUACCUGAUACUUGGGGCCUCCUCUUCUGGGGAGCCUGAUUUAAUUGAUCUGGGCAUGAGGAUUUUAUUUUUUGAAACAAUUUUAAUUAAAAAAAAAAAAUUUUUUUUUUU